This is a messenger RNA of Ilex paraguariensis (yerba mate), 1377 nucleotides long. The record is from the annotation of a GenBank genome assembly. NCBI's taxonomy places the organism in Eukaryota, Viridiplantae, Streptophyta, Magnoliopsida, Aquifoliales, Aquifoliaceae.
AUGGCAUCAAUUGAUGCACAGUUGAGACAAUUGGCACCUAGGAAGGUUUCUGAAGAUGACAAGCUGGUGGAGUAUGAUGCUCUCUUGUUGGAUCGAUUUCUAGAUAUUCUUCAGGACUUGCAUGGAGAGGAUAUCAGAGAAACGGUUCAAGAAUCUUAUGAACUUUCUGCCGAGUAUGAAGGGAAGCAUGACCUCCAAAAACUGGAGGACCUUGGGAGAGUGCUUACUAGUUUGGAUGCUGGGGAUUCUAUUGUUGUUGCUAAGGCUUUUUCCAACAUGCUUAACCUAGCCAACUUGGCUGAAGAGGUUCAGAUAGCCUACAGACGCCGGGUUAAGUUAAAGAAGGGUGAUUUUGCUGAUGAGGCCUCUGCAACAACUGAAUCAGAUAUCGAAGAGACUGUCAAGAGGCUUGUGAUGCAAUUGAAGAAGUCCCCAGAAGAAGUUUUUGAUGCUUUGAAGAACCAGACGGUAGAUUUGGUCUUUACAGCACAUCCUACUCAGUCUGUCCGUAGAUCUUUGCUUCAAAAGCAUGGAAGGAUUCGGAAUUGCUUGACUCAGUUAUAUGCCAAAGACAUCACACCUGAUGAUAAGCAGGAGCUUGAUGAGGCUUUACAAAGAGAGAUCCAAGCUGCAUUUCGCACAGAUGAAAUCAGGAGGUCCCCUCCGACUCCACAAGAUGAGAUGAGGGCAGGAAUGAGUUAUUUUCAUGAGACAAUUUGGAAGGGAGUGCCAAAAUUCUUACGCCGUGUUGACACCGCUUUGAAGAAUUUGGGGAUAAAUGAACGUGUUCCUUACAAUGCCCCUCUUAUUCAGUUUUCUUCUUGGAUGGGUGGGGAUCGUGAUGGUAUGGUCUUUCUUAAGUGGCGAUCUAUUCUUGAGCAUAUUCUUUUGCAUCUGUUUGUUAGUUCCUAACAUGCUAGGAAGCCCCAAACGUAAGCAAAACUACCAAAAUAUUGGAAUUGGAGGGUACAUCAUGGAUAAUAGUUAUAAUAGUUUGACAUCCUCUACUACAUGAGCACUUCAAUAUGCCUGAGAUGUUGAAUAAAAACUAUCGGGUCGUCACUUUGUUGAAAACUUGAUUGUAGUAAUUGCACUGCAACACUAAAAAUUCUUUCAAGUCAUGUACAAGAAGACUUUCCUAAAAAUAGUAUUUGCCCCCACCAGUUGUUUAGAAAGGUGCGUACCGGGAAUUUCACAAAUUUGUUCUCAAGAUACAAUGAAGUUUCUCAAAUCUGUCCGCUUAUUGCACUUACAAAUACAGUACUCAAAUACCAAAAGAAAAUCAAGGAGUCACCUUCUAGUAUUUUGACUUUGUAGGAAAUAGAAUACUAGAUUUAAUAGAAAAUAAUAGAUGUAUGUGAAUUUGGGAGAAUGAAG